Messenger RNA from Cokeromyces recurvatus, 2420 nucleotides. RefSeq lists its product as uncharacterized. Gene Ontology annotation, biological process: IMP salvage; AMP metabolic process. The record is from RefSeq and is a predicted model, not a curated record. Gene Ontology annotation, molecular function: AMP deaminase activity. The transcript is spliced from 6 exons. Lineage: Eukaryota; Fungi; Mucoromycota; Mucoromycetes; Mucorales; Mucoraceae. The coding region runs from base 21 to 2420 and encodes 799 amino acids. Gene Ontology annotation, cellular component: cytosol.
UUUUUUUCUUACUAUAUUCAAUGGUUCAACCUACUAUAAAUCUCGAAGAGCAAAAUGAACAAAAUGAAUCUCCAUUCUUUGAAUAUCAUCACUUGAAAGCUAUUCAAGAUCAUGACAGUCGAUACUUUGGUCAAAACAACCUUGAGAAUUCAUCCUCAAAAGAGAAGAUAGGUUCUCCGUACAUGGACGAAGAAGAGCAAGAUUGGUUAGUAAGUAAUCGAUUGCCUUCUAUUCCUUUAUCUGCUGCUGUUGAUGAUGUUCCUACCAACACAACUUAUAAAGAUGAUGCUAUUACUGAGGAAUUACGUGAACUUUAUAAUACAUUCCAAACAUGUUUGGAUUUGCGUAAGAAAUAUAUAAGAAAAUCUAAACAAAGAUUUAAAGAUAAUCCAAAGAACAAAGAUGAUUGGGAAAUAUAUCCUCCACCUCCACCUCCAUCUUGGCCUUUACCCCCACCUGAAGAAUUAAAAAGAAGGCGCAGGAAGGAGAAGGAACGUGAAGCUGAUCCUGUAGCUGCUGUUGGAAGUGAUUUCGAUAUAAAUCAUAUUAAAAUUCCUGGCGACCAUCCUUACACUUUUGGUAUUGGUACAGAUGGAUUUUAUCAUGUUUAUAAGAAUGAAGAAGAUAAAGAAAAUAGGGAACCUGCUUAUGAUAUUCCCUCUUGCAAGGAUUUUUAUACAGACUUGGACUUCAUUUUGACUGCUAUCAGUGAUGGUCCCGCUAAAAGUUUUGCAUUCAGACGACUUCGCUAUCUUGAUAGCAAAUGGCAAAUGUAUAUCUUGUUGAAUGAAUUUCAAGAAUUAGCUGACUCUAAACGUGUUCCUCACAGAGAUUUUUAUAAUGUACGUAAGGUGGAUACUCACGUUCAUCAUUCAAGUUGUAUGAAUCAAAAGCAUUUGUUACGUUUUAUUAAAGCAAAAAUGAAAAAAUCUCCGGAUGAUCUGGUUAUUUAUCGUGAUAAUGAGCACUUGACUUUAAAAGGUGUAUUUGAAAGCUUGGGGCUAACUGCUUAUGAUCUCAGUAUUGAUACUCUGGAUAUGCAUGCACAUAAAGAUUCCUUUCACCGUUUUGACAAAUUUAAUUUGAAAUAUAAUCCAGUCGGUGAAAGUCGACUAAGAGAAAUCUUUAUGAAAACCGAUAACUAUAUUCACGGUCGCUAUCUUGCUGAAAUCACAAAGGAAGUUAUCUCAGAUCUUGAAUCAUCUAAAUACCAAAUGGCUGAAUAUCGUGUCUCUAUUUAUGGCCGCUCUAUUGAAGAAUGGGACAAACUCGCUAAAUGGGUUGUAGACAAUAAACUUUUUUCUACUAAUGUACGUUGGCUAGUACAAGUUCCUCGUCUCUACAAUAUUUAUAAGACAACGGGUAUUAUUGAAAACUUUGGAGAAAUCAUCAGGAAUAUCUUUCAACCUCUUUUCGAGGUCACUAAAAAUCCUUCAACUCAUCCUGAACUUUAUAUCUUUUUACAACGUGUUGUUGGUUUUGAUUCAGUUGACGAUGAAUCCAAAGUAGAGAAACCAUUAUAUCGAGAAUACCCUUUACCUAGAGAGUGGAACAAUUAUUCUAAUCCACCUUAUUGUUACUAUCUCUAUUACAUUUACUCAAAUUUAGCUUCCCUUAACAAUUGGCGAGAAGAACGUGGUCUGAAUACGUUCGUCUUAAGGCCUCACUGUGGUGAAGCAGGUAAUACGGAUCAUCUAGCUGCUGCCUUCUUGACUGCUCACGGUAUCAAUCAUGGUAUCCUCCUCAGAAAGGUCCCUGCCCUUCAAUACCUCUAUUAUUUAGCUCAAAUUGGAAUUGCCAUGUCACCUCUCUCGAAUAAUGCUCUCUUCUUGACCUAUGAACGUAAUCCAUUACCCCAAUUCUUUCAACGUGGGCUUAAUGUGAGUAUCUCAACAGAUGAUCCUCUUCAAUUCCAUUUUACACGUGAGCCUCUGAUUGAAGAAUAUAGUGUGGCUGCUCAGAUAUGGAAACUCUCGUCCACUGAUAUGUGUGAACUAGCACGUAACUCAGUAUUGCAAAGUGGUUGGGAACAUCGUAUCAAACAGCAUUGGAUUGGUAAAAACUAUUAUAAAAUGGGUGUAGAUGGGAAUGAUAUGUCCAAGACAAAUGUACCCAAUAUUCGUAUUGAUUAUCGACAUGAAACAUUAUUAGAGGAGUUGAAUGCAUUAAGAAGGUAUGCCCCCAAGGAAGAAGGAGGUGAAGGAGUUGCGCUUGAAGAUAUGACACAGCGUGAUAUGAUCGGUGUCGCUGGUCUGACGGAGGGCCCCCGUUUACAACAGAAUAUGAUGCCAAACGUUCAACAAGAUCCGACUUCUCCUCUAGUAGUGUCACCUGUCGACAUGUGCAUUGGCGAGAAGAUAAUCGAAAUGCUUUCCCAGGUGUUGCUGUUGUUGCUGAAAGAGCAAGGCAAAGACGUUUAA